Messenger RNA from Setaria italica (foxtail millet), 1353 nucleotides. RefSeq lists its product as uncharacterized. Gene Ontology annotation, molecular function: protein dimerization activity. The record is from RefSeq and is a predicted model, not a curated record. NCBI's taxonomy places the organism in Eukaryota, Viridiplantae, Streptophyta, Magnoliopsida, Poales, Poaceae. Bases 1 to 1353 code for a protein of 450 amino acids. The transcript is spliced from 3 exons.
AUGAUUGCAAGGAUAUUCUACACUGGAGGCAUUCCAUUCAACCUGGCAAGAAACCCAAACUAUCGAGCCUAUUACAACUUUGUGGCGAACCAUGGCAUGGGUGGAUAUGUUCCUCCUGGAACCAAUAAGUUGAGAACAACUCUCCUGCAGCAAGAAAAGGCUAAUGUGGAGAGACAUCUUGAACCCAUCAAGAGCACAUGGCCCACAAAAGGGGUGCCAAUUGCAGCUGAUGGAUGGACUGACACUCAGAAGCGUUCCCUUUUGAACUUCAUAGCUGUAACAGAAAGCGGUCCUAUGUUCUUGAAAUGUGAAAACACUGAAGGACAGGCAAAGACUAAGGAUUACAUUACUGACCUCUUGAUUGAUGUUAUUGAAAAAGUUGGACCAAAGAAUGUUGUUCAGGUAAUCACAGAUAAUGCAGCAAACUGCAAAGCUGCUGGUUUGAUUAUUGAAUCAAAGUACAACAAUAUCUUUUGGACUCCCUGUGUUGUUCACACCUUGAACUUAGCGCUGAAAAAUAUAUGUGCUGCAAAGAAUGAUGAAGGUGAAAAUCCAGAACUUAAAUGGAUAAGUGAUGUUGCAGGGGAUGCUCUCCAAAUCAAGAAUUAUAUCAUGAAUCAUGGGAUGAGGCUGUCAAUGUUCAAUUCAUUUAGUAAGCUCAAGUUUCUAGCUAUUGCAGAUACAAGAUUUGCAUCUGUCAUUGUUAUGCUGAGGAGGUUUCUCCUUCUGAAGGAAUCACUUGUUCAAAUGGUAAUCAGUGAUAAGUGGAGAGCAUAUAGGGAAGAUGAUCAGGAGAAGGCCAACUUUGUCAGGCAGAAGAUACUUGAUGAAAUUUGGUGGGAUCAAGUGAAAUACAUCAUUGAUUUCACUGACCCUAUCUACUCAAUGCUACGGGCAGCUGAUACUGACAAGCCUUGUCUCCACUUGAUAUAUGAGAUGUGGGACAGCAUGAUAGAGAAGGUGAAAGGUGUUAUUUUCAGGAAAGAAGGCACGGGGCCACUUGAUGAAUCUGAAUUCUUCAAUGACCCGGAGCUGAAAGAGUUAGCUUUUAAGUUGCUUGGGCAGCCAGCUUCUUCUUCUUCUUGCUGCGAGAGGAAUUGGAGCACCUACAGUUUUAUCCGUAACCUGAGAAGAAACAAGCUCACUCCUGAACGUGCUGAGGAUUUGGUGUUCGUGCAUAAUAACUUGCGUCUUCUUUCAAGGAGCAGUGAUGAGUAUCUCACAGGGCCAUCCCAGAUGUGGGAUAUUGGGGGAGAUGGUUUUGAGAUAUUUGAUGGUGUCGGCAUUCUCCAGGCUGCCAAUCUUACUUUGGAUGAGCCUGAGUUUGAGGUUAUGAUUGCAGGAGAUGAUUGA